CACAAAAAUGGCGACUAGUCCAGGAAUUUCCUGGGCAGUCAACAUAAAACCGAUAUUAGCAGCAUCGUAUUCGUCUUUUAAUAAGGCAAACAUACAAGAGUUUAGCAAUGCUAUCGUAGCAAGCAAACAAGACAUACUGAUUCAUGAUGAUGUGUAUGACCCGUUCUAUUCAUCGUUCAUUGGGCUUGCCGCACAUUACCUCAGCACCUGUGCGGGAGAUGUGGCUGCCCCACACCUGGCCAGCAUAUCUGGGGCGUGUAAAGUGCUCUUGGAAUACUUGCUGUCAAGGAUACAGCACCACACAGAAGGCUGUGCCAUAUCACAGGAGACACUGAUGGUACUGAUCAAGGGCCUGUGUACUGGACAGAGUUAUCUGCCCCAAAGUGAGGAGGUCACCAUCAAAAGCAGGCUGAAGUCUGCCCAGUGUCCUCCCUGUGUCCAGCAAGCAGAAAUAAAUGCAGAAGAGAUGGCUAAGCAGGAGGUGAAGAGGUCGAGGCUGGAGUGCGAGGUCAACAUCUUCAACCAGAUGACCUCUGUCUUUGACGAGAUUCUCACCCUGAGUCCCUCCCCAAUGGUCGUCAAGGGAGACCCCAUGACGACCGAUUCGGUCACUGUCGACGGAGAUGUGACCAUUGUACAUAUUGCUGAGUCAUCAGAAGAAAUGAAGAACCUGUUUAAGACAAGGAACCUUGCCAGUCUGAACCAGCUGAAUGGCGGUAACAUUCUGCUAGACAUGUGCACACAGCUGCUCACAAUGGAGAAGUAUACCCAGCGGUACCGUGACGCCCUUGGAGGAUCCAACAUGGUCAUGCCAACAACCCUGUCCGAGGCCCUGACUACCCGUAACAGUUUGAAGAUCCAUCUCGACGAGAUCUCCAUCAUCUGGAUGGUGGUAUCACUGCCGAUCCUGGAGCCCCUGACGGUGAAGCGUCUAGAGAAGAUCAUCACCGUGACGAUGGGGUGCCUGUACCUGGCGGUCACCACGGCAACCACCAGCACCAUUAUCAACCUGGCCAGUGCCACGCCCACCAAGGUGACGCCCACCACCAAGGAGGAGGAAGUGGACGGGUAUGCUGUCAGCAUUGUCAACAAGGCGCUUGAGAUAUACAACAACGUGUCCAUGGCAAUUCACAACUCUACACGAGCAGGGGGAAAUAUUGCACAGAACUUGAACCUGCUCGGUUCUUGGCUGCUCCUUGAGGGGCUCAGAGGGAUCCAGAAUCUGACCCCUGGGAUGGUACUGGAGAGGAAGGAGACCAAGGGUCGUCCUGUGGGAGGGGCGCCGACCGAGGCACCCCCGGGGAAGGGAGGGGCCAGCCUGGCGAGACCUGGGUCAGGAAAGGGGUCCAGCCAGGGACUGGGUUGCCUGUCAGUGGCCCUGGGAAAACAUGCCGUCACCCUUCUACAGAGGUUGUUUGAUGACCUACAAACAGAGGGUGCGAUGCCAUCACUAUCUGGGAGCUCGCAGUCACCUGGCCUUCAGCAGGCCAGUCCAGGGAAAGGCCUAGACCUGACACUGUUGGCUCCAUUUCCAGCAUGGAAACGCAUCCAGAAACUCCUGGCCGCUGUUCACAUACCAGACCUACUGUUUUCACUGGUGCCAACUGCACUGAGAAAGGCAGUGCAGUUGAAGCGACAGAAGCCUGGAUCCGAGAGCUCUGAGACCAGCAGCAGUAGCACCUCCGACUCCAACACCUUCUACGAGGAUGACUUCAGCUGCUCUGACGAUAGCUCUGUGGAGGAAGACGAUGACUGUGAGCCGAUACUGGGCCACUGGAUGGAGGGGAUCAUGUCCCCUUCAGAGCCCAAGCCCUCCACUCCACCCCCCUCUCUACCCCCAAGGUUUGACCCUGGUGACCCAAUGGGCGGGGGCAAAAGGUCACGAAAGGUCAGCACAGGGGACGGGAGCCACCUGGUUCCUGACAGACGCGAGUCAGAUGCGUACCUUAGCCUGGCGUCCAGCGUGCUACAGUUCCUAAGCCGCUACUUUGUGAACACCUCCGAUGAGAUGCUGCAGCGUUACCUGCGAGACUCCCUCACCGAGGACCACAUGGUUACCUUGGCAACCGUUGUCAAGGAGAUGGACCGAGAGUCUGCACGGUUCACUGCAGACAAAGGAGACCAAAACUAUGAUGAACUGUCAGUUUCCCUGUCCAGGUUCAAUCACAAUCUCAUCGCUACAGGCUGCAUAAGUGACACACUUCAGCAAAACCUGCUGCACAACCUUGGAGUGGACCCAUGCGAAGGCGACACCUGGCCCCUGAGCGUCUACCCCCGGACGCUUGCCAUCCUUGCUGAGGUUCUGUUGCUACGGCAACAGAGGGAGCGAGAGGUCAAGGCCAUGGUGAGCCAGAUGGAGCCGGUCAUCAUGCAGAUCUGGACCCGCUUCAUGACCACACUGACCAACGCCUGCCUGACCACCAGCGGCAAGCCAGACCCCAAUGAUGAUGUGAACGUGGAGCACAUGCAACUGCUGCUGUUCUUGUUCCACUCCCUCCACCUCAUGCAGAAGAAGCAGUUGCUGCUGUUGCUGGCACAGAAUGUCGUGCGCUGUGGCGCCAUGGACGAACAGCCAAUGCUGGGCCGGGUCCCCCAGUCCCUGUGCAGACUGAUGCUGAUACUGGAAUACAUGCUGCACAACUUCUAUGACCCGCCACCGGAACUUCAGGAACAGGUACAAUGGAACCUGUUCACGGUGUACACACUGAACCAGUCUAGCGAGGGAGACUCUAUGGAGGGCAGACACAGCAUGUGGUUCCCAAUGACAGAGGUGGAGGAAUCAUUUAGGAAACAGCUCACCUCUCAGGAGCUGACAGAUGUUGGUGUGAUGAAGCCUCGGUUCUACAACAUUGGACCCACACACAUCAACAACCAGCAGACCCCCAGGGUGGAUGGACUGGCCUGCAGCUUCCUUCUGUCCACCCCAGAGCAGUUGGACUACGGUCAGCUCUACAACGCCUGCGUGUCCCUCCUUCUGGCCGGAACAGGGGCGGACAAGGGAGACAACAAGCUGACGCUACUGGAGAGCUGCCUCAUUCACUACAACUACAGCAUCGUCUGGCAGCUGCUGGCCUGCCUGCCCCCCUCGGUGGAGUACCUGAAGCUCCUGGAGGCCCGCACCACCCACAUGUCCCACGCCUACCUGCUGCACACCCUUCGAUGGGGGGCCAGGCUGGGCGAAAAAGCAUUCGCUGGCUGGAUUAAGGACAGCCUGGUGAAACAGGGCCUCACCACACAACAAGCCGAGUCCCUACUGACAGGGGCCAACAAAGGGGCCAACAACAUCGAGUAUGACAUUCAGCUCUGCAUGAACUAUCUACUGGAACAGAGUGACCUGCACCUGUUGCCCCAUGACGUGGUAUUGCCUCCUGAGAGUCUGCCAGGAUUCGGACCGGUGUUGCUUCUCGACACUGUGGCGGGAAAAUUGGCUGUGUCUCUUGACCAGGCCUUUACAUGUACUCCGGUUGACCUGGACCCUCAUACGCUGAUGGACGAGGCCCAUAAACUGCUGGCUCCAGUACUGGUUCUCCUCAGAUACUAUACCAUCUAUGUUAGAUCCAGCAUUCUAGGCCAGCUGUCAUCCCUUCAAGAGGACACCCUGUCAACGCGUCAACUAGAGGCCGUCUCCAGGGUGAUGUGCGUGUCGUCCAGUCGGGCGAGUAAGGUCGCGACCCAGUUGGGGCUUGUGUCCGCCCUGCCAGGCCCUGUGAAGUCGGCCAUUGAUAUGUGGAACAGCAGCCUGAACACUGAUUUUCCCAGCAUGGGAAGCUGGAGGAAUGCGUUUGCCUCUGACAUUCUGCCAGGAGAGAGCUACCUGGAGGCCAUUCAGAAAGUGCAUGUCUGCAAACUGACAGAUGCCAAGUUCAGUCUGACUGGCUCAAUCAAGCAUGUCCUUCAUGCAUUGUGCCGCCUGGCCUCAGAUCUGUCAAGCUGGUGCCCAGACAAGACUCCCAAUGUUGAGAUGUCUCGUCUGAUGUUCCCGCUGCUGUUUGACACGGCCACAGAGUACCUGGCAGACAUGGUAUCAAUGUACCUGGAAAGUCAUGUAGGGCCUGUGGACAGCGAGCCAUAUCUGGAGGAAAUGUACCAGCAUGUGGUGACCAUGAUAAGACAACUCUGUACGGACUACACAGACCAAGAAAGCCAUCUGGAUGAGAACAUCUUCUGUGACUGCAUGAAGUUCCUGGAGAACCACAUCGACAAACCCACAGCCAUGAAGGCCUUUAACAGCUUCUUUGAGGCAGAAAAUCUGCGAGCCUUGCUUGUCUCCUCUUCACUCAAUCACCUGAGCCCAAACUUUGCAGCACGAGUGAUGAAACUGUUCAACAGGCUUCUGCAGCUGAGUGAGAAUGGCAAAAAUGCGAAGAACUUCCAAGGCCUGUGUUCCAAACUACAUCACCUGGCAACUGUAGACUCUGCUGUUUGGCAGGCAUGGCUUGUCAAGUUUGUUGUGCAACCAAAGGGUACGGAUGAAGAACAGUUCUCAGAGAAUCGUCAGCUCCUACAGACAUUUGCCCACCAUCUUAUUCGUCCAGGGUGUCCUGCGGGAGAGGACCUGCCCCGGACCAUUCUGACGGCCUUGCUGCCCCUGGGGGAGGGGCUGCUGACCUCCCUGGGCACAGAGGCCAGUGGGUUCCCUGAAGUGAUGGACGUGCUGCACACGCUAGCUCUUGUGGGGAAGGGGGCUGGUCAUGUAACUCUAUUUAAUGCUGCCACCGUCUGGCUACAGUUGUGUAAAAGCCAUGUCACACAGAAGGAUAUCUUGGAGAAAAUGUUGAGUAGCAGCAAGUCUGGCAAGAAUCUGCUCAGUACCCUCUGUUGCCUGCUGUCCUAUGUGGGUGGGGUACUGGCGGCGGUGAGGAAGGCAGACGACCACGCCGGGGGAGCAGACGAGGUCCCGGAGGAGCGGGAGGUGAUCAGUGUCGCCCAGGAGGCUGACAGCGACUGGGACGAGGAGCUCAGUCACGAGGAGGAAAACACCACCGGCGAGGACUCUCAAGAUGAAGAGUUCAUGAACAACAAGCUGUGUACCUUCACCAUCACACAGAAAGAGUUCAUGAAUCAGCACUGGUACCACUGCCACACAUGUAAGAUGGUGGACGGAGUGGGCGUGUGCACGGUCUGCGCCAAGGUGUGCCACAAGGACCAUGACCUCACGUACGCCAAGUUUGGGUCCUUCUUCUGCGACUGCGGGGCCCGUGAAGAUGGUGCUUGCAAGGCACUGACCAAGCGCACAACCCAGUCUGGAAUGAACAGCAACGAGCUGACGACCCAGUCCCCGUUCACCAUGGAGACCGCGUUACCAAGUUCCCUACGCCGUCGCCUCUCGUCCUCAGUGCAAGCUGACAAAAACAAGAUGGCUGACGUCAAGGACCACGUCGGCAAAGUGAGACAGCUGAAAAGACAACUGGAGGGAAACCAAGAUGCGAUAAUGCAAACAUUGACUGGUUCCCAGACUGUGCAGACUGUGCUUGACAUGCUAGACUGGUUCCUGCCGUCCCUCACUGAGAACUACCAGUCCAUGUCUCCCAUGGGGAGCCUCCAGAGGGCCCAGUCUGCCCUUCGUGAACUACACUCCCAGCAGAAGACCAUAGAGACUACUGACCAGCUCAUGGCAGUGACGCUCGGCUCCCAGGAAGGAGCCUUCGAGAACGUUCGCAUGAGCUACAGCGGGGACCAGGGGCAGCAGAUCCGUCAGCUGGUAACCGGCCACAUGCUCCGGCGGGUGGCGAUGUGCGUGCUGGCGUCUCCUCACGGCAAGCGCCAACACCUCGCCGUGAGUCAUGAGAAGGGGAAGAUCACCAUCCUGCAGCUGUCUGCGCUGCUGAAGCAGGCGGACUCUAGCAAGAAAAAACUCACCCUCACUAGGCUGGCGUCUGCCCCUAUACCCUUCACAGUCCUGUCAAUCACUGGUAACCCCUGCAACGAGGAUUAUCUGGCUGUGUGUGGCUUAAAGGACUGCCACGUGCUGACAUUCACAAGUUCCGGCUCAGUGGCUGACCACCUGGUUCUGCACCCGACCCUGGCCAGUGGUAACUACAUCAUCAAGGCACUGUGGCUGCCUGGGACACAGGCUGAGCUUGCCAUCGUCACUGCAGACUUUAUCAAGAUAUAUAACCUGGCAGCAGAUGCGCUGAGCCCACAGUUCUACUUCCUGUUGCCAAGUGGUAAGGUCCGAGACGCAACGUUCGUGUUCACAGAGGAGGGUCGCUACAUCGCCCUCAUGUCCUCCUCGGGCUACAUCUACUAUGAGGUGAUGGGGGAGACCAGCAACGCCAAGCAUGGGCCCUUCUACAUCACCAACGUGGUGGAGAUCAACCACCCAGAUAUCAAGGAGGUGAAUGGCACGGUGACAGGAGGAGGCGUGUCUAUCUACUUCUCCCACUCUCUGCAACUAAUCUUCUUCAGCUACACACAAGGGAAAAGUUUCUGUGCCCCGUUGGAGAAAGACUUGUCUUCUACACGAGCAAUCUUCCCGAUAUCGUUCAGAAGCUCCAACGGAGGUAGCAAGGGCAGUAACUCUGCCCAGCAGCCGCUGGUUCAGUGGUCCGAGGUCCCGGGCCACAUCGGCCUGCUGUACUGUAUGACCCAGACCACCAACAACCCGGUGGUGCUGAUGGUGCGGCCGGACACCCUCCUCAUACAGGAGAUCAAGGUCACACCGGCCAAGGCCAAGAUUCAGGACGUGGUAGCCAUCAGACACAAUGCCUCCAACUCUGACCAGCAACGUACGACAAUGAUUCUACUUUGUGAAGACGGCAGCCUACGUAUCUACAUGGCCAGCGUGGAACACACCAACCACUGGCUCUCUCCCCUACUGCAGCCCCAGAGUCCCAUAGCCACUCUCAAGACUUCAAAGAAAAAGAAGGCAUCUAAGUCAGGUCGACAAACUGGUUCAGUCAACUUCCCUAUAGACUUCUUUGAGAACUGUCAACAGUCAAAUGACAUAGAGUACGGUGGCAAUGACAUUCUACAGAUCUACAAUACUCAGCAAGUGAAGCACCGCCUCAACACCACCGGCAUGUACAUAGCCAGCACCAAGCCCGCAGGGUUCUCCAUGGAGAUCACCAACACCAACAACACCACAGUGAUGGUUGGACUGCGGGUGUUUGUGGGCAGCCAGGCUGUGGAGCGGGCACCCACGUAUCUGGAGACGUUUGGCCGCACGGUGCAAGUAACCUGCCUGCGUCCGCGCUGGGUCGACGUGCCCUUUACCAAGGAGGAGUCCCUGAACGCGGACAAGAAGUUUACACUGUUUGUUGGCCCCAGCACUGAUGCAGGUGGAGUGACGAUGGUGGACUCCAUUAAAGUAUUCACAAAGACCAAGGAGGUUUUUGGUUGGCCUGAAGAGCCAGAUGAAUUCAGUGAACAGGCGGCCCCUAAGAUAGCCCCUGCAGCCCCCUCUGCUCCAAACGCCCCGGAAACGGAGAAUAAAGGUGUGACCGCAGUUUACCAGCCACUCACGUCUGCUGACAAGUUGCUAAGCAGUGCCCUAGAAGUGUUGGAUGGAGCCUUUGCAGUCAUGCCUAUGGAUGAAAAGCAUCCCCUGAGAGAGAAGGCCCUGGCUACGGCCACUGACCUCCUGACCUUGCCCACCCCGGCCCCUGUACAGCAGCACACGAGGGCCCUGCUGGCAUCACUAUUCACCAACAGGACAGUCUACUUUGCACACAAGGACGAGACAGAGUUGCUCAGCGUAAUAAAAAGUCUCACUGGUGAAGGCGACGCCCCCGUGAUGGACGUUGAGGCGUUCCAAAGACUGCUGGUGACGUCAAGGUCUGUGGCCGUGUCGCGACCUACUAACCUGGUCAAGUUUGCUGAACAGGCCACGCACAGGAACAGAGAUACACAGAAACAAGAUGAAAAAGAGGUCCUGGAAGUUGUUGACCUAGAGAGACCAGAGCCGACCCCAGCCAUUGUGGGACACCUGGAGGGCAGUGAGCGAUGUCACUUCGUCUCACAGAUGAUGCAGGCCUUCUGGAGAUUGCUGGCAGCGAGGCCUGCCAAUCCCAUGCUUGCUCCUGUAUGCCUGCCCGGACUGGCCCACGUGGAAGCGACAGUUUGCGCAAUUGUGGAGAUCAUUCACGCCUUCACGGUCAGCGACCUUGACCAUGUGACCUUGGCCAGCAAGCUGUACGCCCGUCUGCUCCUCGACAGAGACUCAAGCGUGAGCUUCGCAUGCAAGCAGGCUCUGAUACGAGCCCUGAGGCCGAGGGCCAGGAGGAAGAGGGUGUUCAUCCCGUCACCCCCACGAUGCCAUUCUCCAGAAGAAGAAAGAGAAGUGAAGGACAGUAAUCCAGAGACAACAGCUGUUCAGUCUCUUGCAAUAUGUGAGGCUCCAGAUAACAAUGAGGAAGAAGAUAUGGACAUGGAAAUUGUGGAGAGCAGUGAUCCCCUGGUGAUGGAGCCCUCGAACGGAGAGGAUUCCCACCCACUUCAGGCCUUGCUCCAGAGGGCGGCGGGCAGCUUCAACCCGGUGGUGGACAUACCCCCUGACGCUGAUGAUGAGACCAUGGUGGAAUUGGCCAUAGCUCUCAGUCUUCAAGAACAGAAUGGAGGUGGAUUAAAUUUGCAAGGCCUGAGACUGGCUAGCCAGCAACAGAACCGAGGCCAGUACGAUGAAGGUCAGAUGUCCGACACGACAGCGUCGGCACCUGGAAGUGAUGACGAGAUGGGAAGCAAUGCUGCCACCGACGGUUCCACGCUGCGCACCUCUCCGGCAGAACACGCCGGCAGCGCUGGGUCUGAGAGUGGCAACAGCGCGGAGGGCUCCAUCUCAGGCGACCAAAAUGCAAGUGGCCGGAGCAGCGUGUAUGGUGACAGGGAGAGAGGACCCAGGAGUGAGACGAGCAGUCUGGGGGUCCCCAGUGCCUCCCUGCCUCAGGAUGCUGUAGACACAGAGUCAGACAGGGACAGUGCCUCUAAGUUACAUAGUCUGAGGCUGGCUCUGCUUGAACGUCUGCUACAGUACCUGCCGGAUGUGUCCAAGAGGGGCGGGGUGAACGCCAUCCCCUUCAUGCAGGUCAUCCUGAUGCUGACCUCUGACCUGGACUGUGAUGAUGACAAAGACUGUGCGGCCUUGAACUCACUGCUCUCCGUACUGCUUACGGAGCUGAACCUAUCCGGUUCGAGUCUUGAGGCGGUCGACAACCGCACUGAUGCCUUUGAGGUGAAGCUUGUGUACCUGAGACUACUGAGUGUUCUGCUGUCCCGCACAAAGUCAGGGACCAAACCUUCCACUGAGUCGUCAUCGUUUAUCAGCAACAUCUCGGCCACCAUGCUAGUGUCUAGCGGAGCCAUCCCGUAUUGCCUGACCAUCCUGAGAAACCUGCUGCCAUACUGGAGGAACUUCAACCCUGCUGAGGAGGAGAGUGCACCGUUACCAGGGCAACUGUUGAGGCCCCGCCCAACCUCCCCACCCCCGGACAUGUCCCCAUUCUUCCUCCGUCAGUACGUAAGGGGCCACGCCAAUGACGUGUUUGAGGACUACCCACAACUCCUCACUGAAAUGGCCCUCCGCCUGCCAUAUCAGCUGAAGAAGAUUGGAGACUGUGUGUCCAGUGUAUCACGCACAGACUUUGACACAGCGUGGCACACCGUACUGGCCGAGUAUUUGAUGACCCAGCGCACACCAUUCGUCAAGAAACAAGUUCGAAAGCUGCUGCUUUUCAUCUGCGGCACCAAAGAGAAGUACCGAGAGUUGCGGGACCUCCACUCUAUCGAGAUGAACCUGCAGAGUGUUACCAGCCAGUGCCAGAAGAGCGGGCUGUCUGCCGGAGAUGUGGCCCCACACAGCGUUCUCCUCCCAUAUGACUCUCUGCUGGUGCUGAUCGAGCACUUGAAGGUGUGUUCAGACAUCGCAUCCAGCCGUCCAAUCAACUGGCAGAAGUAUUGUCUGGAGCACCCAGAGGUGUUGUUGUUCCUGGUCCGGUCCAGUAUCUCACUGGAUGAGGGGGUGGCCCCUACCUUGCUCCAGCUGCUGCAGUGUGCCCUGUGUGGGGCCCCAGGGGUCAGGGCCAACAGUGCCCCACAGGAGGGACCCACCGCAUCCAGCAACAAACAGGCCAAGGUCAAGGACCCUGGUCAUGAUGCUGAUACAGAGACCGCUAUUCAGAAGCCUGAAGAAAGCCUCUGCAUGAGCCUGAUCAAGCUUCUUAGCUCCCAGAUAUCUGACGGUCUCAUGAUGCAUUUCGUGCGCACGUUCCUUCUCGAGUCCAACUCCACAUCCAUACGUUGGCAGGCCCAUGCCCUGGUGCACCAGAUAUACAAGAACUCUAGUGAUGAUCAACAGGCCAGCCUUCUGGACCUUCUGUGGACCCUCUGGAAAGAACUGCCCAUGUACGGUCGCAAGGCAGCACAGUUUGUGGACCUACUGGGCUACUUUGUUCUUAUCACCCCACAGAACUCGGAGAAAAAGACCAAGGAGUAUCUGGACCAAGCCAUAGACUUGCUGAAGGAUGAGAACCAGAGGCUGGCAAAUCAUCCUAACUCACAGAUCUACAACAUGCUGCAAGGACUGGUAGAUUUCGAUGGUUACUACCUUGAGAGUGACCCAUGCCUGGUGUGCAACAAUCCGGAGGUGCAGCUCAAGAGUGAGAAGCUGACCAACAUGAAGGUAGACAGCAAGUUUACGACGACCACGCAGAUAGUGAAGCUGGUGGGGAGCUAUACCAUCUCAAAGAUCAUUCUGAGAAUCACCGAACUCAAGAGGACCAAAAUGGUUAGAGUGAUGAACAUCUACUAUAACAACAGGACAGUGCAGGCAGUGGUGGAGCUGAAGAACAAACCCAGUCUCUGGCACAAGGCCAGAAAGAUGACUCUCUCGCCAGGACAGACGGACGUCAAGAUCGAGUUUCCUAUCCCCAUAGUGGCGUGUAACCUGAUGAUUGAGUACGCCGACUUCCAUGACAACCUGCAGGCUACCAGCGAGACACUUCAGUGCCCGCGGUGCAGCGCGUCUGUGCCGGCCAACCCGGGCGUGUGCGGAAACUGUGGGGAGAAUGUAUUCCAGUGUCACAAGUGCAGGGCCAUCAACUAUGAUGAGAAGGACCCGUUCCUGUGUAACGCGUGUGGUUUCUGCAAGUACGCCAAGUUUGACUUCACACUGACUGCCAGGCCUUGCUGUGCUGUGGACCCGAUAGAAACAGAAGACGACAGGAAAAAAGCUAUCACAACCAUCAACACCCUACUGGAGAAGGCAGACCGGAUCUACAAGCAGUUGCAGCAGCACCGGCCUCAGCUGGAGGAGCUCAUGGUGAAAGUGGCGGAGCACGGCGCCGAGCGGCGCGAGGAAGGGGCCGCCCUAGCGGCCACAGCGGGGUCGGGAGGCGCACCACAGGGACCUGCAGUGAACAGGGCCAUACAGCAUCUUGCACUUAAGUAUUGCAGCGACAGCAAGACGAGCUUUGAUGAGCUCAGCAAGAUUAUACAGAAAGUGCUAGCCUGCAGGAAAGAGCUGGUGGACUAUGACAGACAACAGCGGCAGGCCGUGGCUGUUAGCAGCUCACCCGUAACCAGUCCGAGGGAGUCAGAGAGCAUCAAACCACCUGUAAGAAGAGUCAACCAGUCUAGUGGACAGUUGAGCAACUGUUUCGGCUGUGCCAGCGCCACAGUAGAGCACUGUAUCACAUUGCUGAGAGCUCUGGUCACCAACACCAACCUCAGACAGAUCCUCUGUAGCCAGGGCAUGAUUCAGGAGCUUAUAGACUACAACCUGCGCCGUGGCACGCUGCCUGUGAGGUCAGAGGUUCGAUCCCUGCUUUGCCUGCUGACCAGGGACAACCGACGCGGCACCGAGGAGAUGAACAACAUCAUCAUGACUCGUAUUGCAGCCUCCGUCAGGGGUCACCUCUCCAACCCAGACCUGGGAUCCUCAGUGCGUCACGAGAUCCUGCUGUUGUCCAACUCACUGAGACAGGAGGACAGUUGCUGGGAGAGCAGAGUCAGAUGUGUGAUGCGCCUGUUCCUGAUGGGGAUGCAGAUGAAGCAGCCAGUUGUGAUGGAGAGUGUCACCCUGCCCUGCCUACGCAUCCUCAAGGACCUAAUUACACCUGAGAAGCUGCAGCCAGCAAAGACGGGGGAAGCCAAGCCAGGGGAGACCACUCCAACUAUGUCCCUGCCGGCAGAGUUACACGUGAACAGUCAGGAGUGGCUGCAGGGCAACCCCAAGUACCUGUACGCCAACUGGAGGAAGUGUGUACCCUCACAGACAGUAACUCAAAAGGUCCAGACACCGCCUGAAGCUAAGCCUGAAGGCCAAAAGGAAGAAAACAUUGAAAAAGCAGAAGAGGAGCCCAACCAAUCAGACGAGAGAGCCAGACAGCGUGUCAAAUUCCUAGCAGAAAAAUAUGCCACCAGAUGGCGCCACAGAAUGUGGAAAGUCCCGGGUGUGCCACUGAAGUUGACGCAGACGACAUGGCUCCAGGCUGCAAUGUUUUCACCAUCUUCUCAGUCGGCGCGUCAGACAGCAACCAGAGUCAUCGAGUAUAUGGCGCAAGUGCCCUUGCGGAGGAAGGAGAUCAUAGAUAUGCUGUCGGGGUGCCUUGAGCAGGUGGGUAGAGCUGGGGAGUGUGCCCAGGAGUUCUUGGCCCUGUUCAGUCGACUCAUACAGCCUGUACACUGGAAAUACUAUCUGGCUGUGAAAGGAAUGCUGCUGAAACUGGGGGACCUCAUAACUCGGGAGGUAGAGAAGCUUCAAUACCUGGAAGAAACAACACUUAGUUCUGACCUGGCUCUGGGCUUUGCACUGAAAUCUUUGACAGAGUUGCUGUCCCUGUUUGUGCAGCAGAAGCUAAUCAAGCAACACUACAAGAACAGACUGGUGGGAUAUGUGCUCAAUGGCUACCUGUCACUGAAGAAGCUGCUGGUGCAGAGAACCAAACUGAUUGACGAGACCCAGGACAAGCUGCUCGAGCUCCUGGAGGAACUCACGUCAGGUACAGAGUCAGAGACCCGUGAGUUCAUGCAGGUGUGUGUUGACACAGUGAAGAAGUAUCCCCUUGAUGACCAGGUGUCCCCCGUGUUCAUCUUUGAGAGACUCUGCAGCAUCAUAUUCCCUGAGGAGAAUGAUGUAGGUGACUUCUUCAUGAUUCUGGAGAAGGACCCGCAGCAGGAGGACUUCCUGCAGGGGAGGAUGCUGGGAAACCCCUACAGCUCAAGCGAGGCGGGGCUCGGGCCCCUCAUGAGGGACGUCAAGAACAAGAUAUGUCAAGACUGUGAGCUGGUGGCCCUUUUGGAGGAUGACACAGGUAUGGAGCUGCUCGUGAACAAGAAGAUUAUCAGUCUGGAUCUACCAGUGAAGGACGUCUACAAGAAGAUAUGGGCUCCAGAUCAUGGGGAGGGGGAGCCCAUGCAGGUGAUCUACCGGAUGCGAGGGUUGCUGGGUGACGCCACAGAGGACAUGGUGAACUCCCUGGACAACAACACGCAAGAGGAUGUGGACAAGGAGGAGGUGUACAGGAUGGCCAAUGUGCUGGCACAAGGGGGUGGACUGAGAGUCAUGUUGGACAGACUUGGCUCAGUGAAGGACCUCGUGCUGGGCAAGCCACUGAUGCUGGUCCUACUGAAGCUCUUCUCGUUCACCGUCAAUGUCAAGGUCAAUCGACAGGAGCUGAUCAAACCAGAGCUGAACACCAUCACCGUGAUGCUUGGGGCACUGAACCUGGCACUGUGGGCAGAGCAAGAGAGCGGCACUACGGCUACCAAGGGGCAGACAAUCACGGAGCAGAUACUGCAGAUCAUGGAGACUAUCCUGCUGGAGGCGAGCUCACAGUCAACUGACAAGUACACGGAGUUUUCCAAGCUGUGCGGUGACCAGGCCCAGCUGAUGAUGCUCCUGGAGAGGAUUAACUCCCCUUUCGUGCGCUCCAACACCAGCGUGCUGCAGGCUCUGAUGAGACUCAUACCCUUCCUGGCAUUCGGGGAGGAGGACAAGAUGUUGACACUCAUCAAUCACUUCAAGCCCUACCUGGACUUCAGCAAGUUUGACGAGGAGCAUACCCAAGAUGAGAAAGUCCAUCUCGACUGUUUCUGUACCAUUGCUGCUGCCAUACAGAACAAUGCCAAUGGUGUCCGCCUCAAGGACAUGAUAGUGGAGCAAGGCCUGGUACAGAUGUCCCUGGAUUACAUAAUGAAAAAUGCGCCCGAAAUCAAGACUCUCUUGGCAACUGACUCCGAGCUGUGGAAGGACUUCCUGUCUAAGCCUUCCCUCAACUACGUACUGAGGUUCCUCACUGGCAUCUGUGAUGGACACGAGAACACCCAGCUGUUGCUAGGUAACCACUUGAUCCCGAUACUUCACAAACUGGAGCAGGUGUCCUCAGAUAAACACAUCGGCACGUUGGCAGAAAACUUCAUGGAGACACUGAAGAAGAGUUCUGUAGUUGCUGGCAAGAUUGAGGAAGUGCGACAACAGACAAAGACAGAGAAGAAGCGUCUGGCCAUGGCUGUCAGGAAGAAACAGCUUGGAGCCCUGGGCAUGACGACAAACUCCAAGGGUCAGGUGACGGUGAAGUCAUCCGUGUUGAAGCAAAUGGAAGAAAUCAAGGAGGAGACCGGUCUCACAUGCUGCAUCUGCAGGGAGGGAUACCGCUACCAGCCCCAGAAGGUUCUGGCAAUCUACACUUUCACAAAGCGAUGCGUCUUGGACGAGUUUGAAAACAAGCAGCGGAAGACGAUUGGCUACACGACCGUGUCCCACUUCAAUGUCAUACAUGUGGACUGCCACACGGCUGCUGUCAGGCAUGCCAGAGGUCGUGAGGAAUGGGAGAGCGCCGCCCUACAGAAUGCCAACACCAAGUGUAACGGCCUGCUGCCUCUAUGGGGGCCACAGGUGCAGGAGUCUGCAUUCGCUACAUGCCUAGCCAGACACAACACUUAUCUGCAAGAGUGCACGGGCGUUCGUGACCCGAAUUACCAGUUCAGUGUUCACGAUGUGAAGUUGCUGCUGCAGAAGUUUGCGGAGGAGAAAUCAUUCAGUGACGACAGUGGCGGUGGUGGUAGACAGAGCAACAUGCACCUGCUGCCAUUCAUGAUGCAUAUGAGUCUCUAUGUCAUCAACACUACCCGUUCUAAUAGUCGUGAAGACAAGAAUUUGAACAAUUUCUUGGAGGCCCCUCGUGACAAGUGGAUUGACAGCUGCUUUGAGGCAGAGUCUGCCCCAUACUGGUGUGUGAUGGCCAGUCACCUGCUGUCCCCUGACCAAUGGAAAACCAAGAGGGUUCAGCUGUUAGAGCGACUUCUUGUUACAGCCCAUAUUCGAAAUGUGGGGUCACCAGGAAGUAAAACGGUGUCAGACAAGACUGUUAAGGAAUACGCAGUGUACAAACCAUAUCUGGUGUUGUUUGGUCUUGUUGAUGGAAUGUAUCGCUAUAUCUUCAAGAAUGUCACCAUACAAGAAGACGACUGGCCUCGCAGUCUGGCUGACUAUGUCCGCAACAGCGACAAGGCAGUGCUGGAGUCAUGUGACCGUCUGCUGGCUGCCUAUCAAGACGAGAUGUUGCCCUGCGAGUCUCUCGCCGAGUUUGCAGACGUACUGGAACUACUUGAGGACAUACCUGAUCCUGAUAAAUUCCUCAAUGAUGCCGUACAAUCAUUGCCGUAGUGUAUGGGUCAAAGGACAUCAACUUACAGCUUGGAUAUUUGACUAUUUAUAUGACUUUGUGGUUCAAUUUAUUUCAAAAAUUGUUUCAACUGUGCAUUCAUGCCUCCAAAGGUUAUUUUGUGUUGAUGUGAUUUGAAGCAACAAUGAAAAUUAUUAUGUAUUUGACAAAAACUGUCUGCUAAUAAAUGCCAUACUGAAGAAAAAAUGCAUUAAUUGAUUAACUGGACUGUUCUGUGUUUCCUGUUUCACCUGAAUUUUGUUUAUUUUUUUGUUUGUGAAUUUGGUAUUUUUUGUUUCCUUGCUGUGGAUUACAUGUAUAAUUAUCAGAAAACGAAUCACCGGUAAGGUGUUACUUAUUGAUGAAUCGGUCUAUAUUUUAAGUACAGAAAUGUUAACUUAUUGAUGAAUAAGUUUUAUAUUUUAAGUACAGGGUUGGUGGCAACUAUUGUCAAGUUAUAUGAUCUUUUGUUUAAUAUAAGUCAUGUUUUUGAAUUUUAUUUUGAUUUCUAAACAUGGUUAAUUAAAAAAUCAUUUAAAAACUUUACUAACGGAUUGAACUUCGGCUAUUCAUAUUCCUUGAAAUCAUAUGAACCAUGUCAAUUAUAACAAAGGAUAUGUUAUUAUCGUCAAUGUUUGGCAUAUUUUAGAAAAUCUAGUGGUAAAAACAAUAGACUGAAGGUUUGCAUGGACUCGACCUUUUCAUAAAUAUGUUAAUUGUUGCUAGCUAUUCUUUCAAUUAUUAAAUUCAAUUCCCUAUAUAUUAAGUAUCAAAGGUUUGUAUUGUUUAUUACGCAUAAUUGUUUCUUCUUAAAUAUAUACAUUGGUAUAUGAAGCCUUAUUAGAAAAAAAUAAUUCAAUGUGGCUUUUAUUGUAUUAUCGUUUUUUAUAUGUGCUUUUAUGUUAAUGAAAGACCUACGGAUACCAACAUGUAAGAUAAUAGAUGUCCAUGAAAAAAGUAUAAUACUGUAUACAUAUUUGUUUCUUUCCACCAUCGAAACUUAACAUAUUUUGUGCCAAUCCGAAACUUUUUUUGCUAUUCCAUGUAGAGUUUUGAGCAGAUAUUUUGCUUCAUUUGAUAAACAAAUGUUAUAAUCUCAGUGGAAAAAACAAAAACAGCUUUUUGACCUAGGACACGAUUUUAUUACGAACAAUAUAAAAAUUUUACAUGUAAAGCAGAUAUUGUAACCUUUACUUUGCUGUACGGUUUUCGAUAACGGAGACUACCUGGAUGAUUCUUCGUAGAUGAGCUUGUCUGGUGAAAUAUGGAUUAUGCGCUUAAUAAAUAAGUGUUCUUUCACAAA
This is a messenger RNA of Dreissena polymorpha, 16902 nucleotides long. RefSeq names its product E3 ubiquitin-protein ligase UBR4-like. Bases 8 to 15601 code for a protein of 5197 amino acids. The record is from RefSeq and is a predicted model, not a curated record. Gene Ontology annotation, molecular function: zinc ion binding; protein binding. Lineage: Eukaryota; Metazoa; Mollusca; Bivalvia; Myida; Dreissenidae. The transcript has 110 exons.